UGUUUCCGUUGCCGGUUUGCCCGCUAGCAACUAUGCCCGGGAGCCGGGGUGGGAAGUCCCGAGAAGCCGCCAACCCCGCUGUAGGCGGGGGGACGGAGCUGGUGACAGAACGGGUCCUCCGGGAAGCCCACUCGCUUUAUGUGCACCCGGGGCAUGGUUUGGUGUCAAUAGGGGAGCGCCUGGGCCUGACCCUGCUUCCCCCUCGCCGUAGAGUGACUGUCAUGGUGAUGGGCAACCACAGUGCUGGGAAGAGCAGCUUUAUCAACUGGUAUGUGGAGGAACACAUCCAACGUACUGGGGUUGCUAUUGAGACCCAGGGCUUCACCUUCAUCACCAGCGGAAAGAAGCGAGAAUCUCUCACGGGUAAUGCUACACUCCAUCUAUACCCUCAUUUUCAGGUCUUGCAGAACUUCAAAGGAGUGCCAGAGUACCUGAGCACUGAGAUUUGUACCUCCAAGCAGAAACAGUUUCCCCUGAUCACUUUUCUUGACACCCCAGGCUUAGUUGAUGGUGACAUGAAAUACCCUUUUGAUGUGGAAGGAGCACUGAUCUGGUUUGGCCAACUCUGUGAUCUCAUCCUGGUCUUCUUUGAUCCCAUGGGGCAGGCUCUUUGCAAACGCACCUUAAACAUAGUGGAGAAGAUCAAUGAAGAGCAUGGGGACAAGUUGCACUUCUAUCUGAGCAAGGCUGAUGAGGCAGGCACUGAAGGUGACAGACAGAGGGUGCUGAUGCAAAUUGUGCAAGAACUUUGCAAACGUCCUGGCCUCAAUAAAUGUGGGUUUGACAUGCCUACAAUUUACAUUCCCAACUCCAAUAAGCCGAGUCGGUGCAUUAAUCAGAUCGAGGAGAUCUGCCGCACAAUUGAGAAGACUAUCAGCCAGACUGUGCAGCAUACACUCAAUGCCCUGGAAAGGGAUUGCCGGCACAUUGAAGAGGCCACACAGCGUUUGCUAGAGGAUGACAACGAGGCCAGAAGCAGCAACUUCCGUGCUUGUUUCCGGGGGAUACUUCUGGGCAUAGCUGGUUGCCUGUUGCCCAUUUUUCUCUUUCUGACCUUGAUAUUUGGCACAACAUUUGCUCGCCAACUGUGGAUCUUAGUCUUAGGAGAGAAGCAAAGCCAGACCCUGGAACUAUAUGUACAGCCAGUUGCAUCAGUCUGGAGGCUUGUCCCUGAAGAUCAAACCUUAACAGUAUUUUUUGGCCUUCUCUGCCUCUCGAUUCUCCUCCUGCUCUUGGCCAGUUACACUCUCAGAAUGAAGCCCACUCUCUCCAAAAAGCAGAAGCGGCAGCUGGAAGAUCAACGGGAUUAUGUGUUGGAUGUAGUCUUGGCUAUGAAGAGAAAGCUCUACGAGGAAUACCUUCGACAAAGCAUUGGUGAGCAGGACUUGAGCUGAAACCAGCAUAUUCUGAAGAGAUUCCGUGCCCCUCUUCCCCCCCAAUACUGAGAGAAGAGCAUUUGCAACUGCAAGCCUUCUAAGUCCAGCUGAUGCCUUCCAAUCCAGUUGCCAGCUCUUUCACAUAGGGCAGCACCAAUUGGAUAGGGAUGGCAUCCUGUGCCCUUUUGGACUGUGGCUAACCAUACCUCUGAUGUCCUACAUCUGAAAGGAUUGAUUUACCAGUUAUCUUUUCUGCUAGUCUGUUUGCUCACUUUUGAUAGAAUGAUGUUCUCUGACCUCAUGAGAAGACUGUAGCGACAAAGCCCAACUCUGCAUCCAGUUGAACUAGGCUCCUGGUUUCAGGGACUGUAGAGCCCUGCCCCAUGUUGAAAUAGGCAGACCCAUCACUUUAAACCAGUGAUGUGCUUUGUUGGCUGCUAUCAUAACGGGCAAGGGUAUUUGCAGCAAGAUGUAGUGCUGGUCAUCAUAUCCUUGACUGGGACUCUAUUCCUUUGGUAAGGCACCAUUUCUGGAUUAUUGCCUUGGUCACUCAGUGGUCUGAAGUGACUAGUUGACAUAAGUUGAUUAUGCUAAACAUAGCAUAAUUUCAUCUGUUGUUUGUAGAAUACCUCAUACUUCCAAAUGUACUGGCAUGCUAUGGGCAUGCAGAUGACUGUAUUGUCUUCCAUUUCACAUGAGCAAGUGCCUUUAUGUGACCAUCUCUUGGGAGGGAAAGAUGGGACACGGUGCCUGGUAAGAGUCUCUCUAUUGUUUGGUCUGUAGCCCAAUCAAUGCCAGUACCUAACACUGUGAAAUUUCCCCAGACCUGUGAUCUGCUAGGCUUUAUAGAUUACUCGGCAUCCCCCAGAGCAUGCUGGGAACCCCACGCCACUUUUUCCUCCAAUGCCAGGAAGUGUUAUGCUGGAAAGAGGCCACCAUUUUGGCCAAUUCAGCUCACUUGAUCUCACUGCAUUGCAUUCAUUAAUUCUGGGAUACCACCGUUAUCAUGGCUGUAUCUAGAAACGACACUUUGCUGAUUGUUCUGAGAUGCUGUGUACCAAGACCUUCAAAAGUUGGGCUUCAACUCCCAUCAGCCUUAAGUGAAAUAGCAUAGCUAAUCAUGUUAUGAAGGAGACCUUACUGCACAGUUCUUGUAACAGGGCCUUUAUAGUAACAGCA
This is a messenger RNA of Python bivittatus (Burmese python), 2555 nucleotides long. RefSeq lists its product as uncharacterized. The record is from RefSeq and is a predicted model, not a curated record. Gene Ontology annotation, molecular function: GTPase activity. NCBI's taxonomy places the organism in Eukaryota, Metazoa, Chordata, Lepidosauria, Squamata, Pythonidae.